UUCUUUUUGCCUCGAAAAAAAGCACAGACACAAAUCGUUUAAAUUAUGAACUGUCAAUAUUAGUUACCAUUAUAAACCCGUUGGGUGUUUGAAAAAUAUUUCGAUAUGUGAAAGUUGGCCAAAAAACCAGAAAUCUUAAUUCUUAUACAAAAUUUGCAUAUGGUGUAAAAUGACAAAUAAUAAAUUGUGAAAUUUAUGAAAAUUGUUUAACAAAUAUGCUUCACUAAACGAUAAAACAAACUGGAAUACGAGAGAGUAAUUAAAUAAUUGAAAGUGUGAGAGAAUCAAAGGAAAAUAAUGCGGAUCCCCAAGGGAAGAUUGAGCGACUGGCUUCUGUCAUUGGCAUUUGUAUCCAGCCUGCUGCCCUUAAGCCAAGCCACUGGUGGUGCCCCCCAAGCCGCCCAAAUCAAUAGAAACUCCCGAAGCAGCCACAAUACCACCGACUCUGAACUGAGUGCCUCGGAGCGAAGUCGACGACUGAUACCCUACAUGGCCUUCUAUCUGCCCGCCCCCGAGUUGCCCAUCAAUCAGCAGUAUGCGACCAAGCACUCGUCGUCGGCUGGCGGGGCACAGCUGCAGGCACCGCCGCCAGGACCUGGAAGGAUACCAGUGCCGGUGGCCUACAUGCCGCAGCAGAAGCACCAUCCGCACCACCACGGACCACCGCAUCCGCCACCGGUGCCGCACUAUCAGACGGGCGCGGGCGAAGUGUACCACUCCCUGGCGAUUGGAGGCCACCAGCAUCAGCAUCCCCAUGCGCCACCGCAUCCGCCACCUGGUCAUGUCAAGGAGCAGCAGGCCAUAACCGAUUCGGGUGCCACUUUUAUUGCCUAUAAGCCAUUAAACCCGACGCACAAGCACAAGACGGUGCAGCAUUUUCCGCCGCUGCCGCCGUCGCCAAAGGAGCAACUGCAGCAUCCACUGCAACCACAACUACAGCAACACCACCUCCUUCUUCACCACCAGCAGCAGCAGCAGCAGCAGCAACCACUGCAAUUCGAGAUACUAUCAUCUCAGCCGCAGCGCCAGCGAGCCAAACAAUCAAAAAUCAAUUUAACGCCAUUUACAGCGCAGAACACAUUGCCGGGACAGUUUAUACCCAUUAUUUAUACGCCAGUGAGCAGUGAACCGGGCUCCUCCAAUGCAAUCAAUUACAACAACAUCCAAAGCAACCUGAAGAAGCCAGAGAUUGUCUACAAAAAUUCCCAUCAAACACAAAUAGUUACGGAUUAUGCAGGCGCCGCAGUUGUUGCCUCAGCCGAACAGCCUUCAUCAUCAUCGUCAUCCGACGAGGAGUUGAAAGAUGAGGCAAAGGGAGAUGAGCAGCAGCAGCAGCAGCAUCGGUCGGAGGAUCAUGGAUCCCAAGAGGAGGCGGUGGCGGAGCAGCAACACCAGCAAGUGCAAAACAAUCCAAGCAUUGGCUACGCUUCCGUCUCGGUUCCCGAUUCGAGCGCAGUUACCGCCACCACAUCCUCCAAAAACGCAUUGAUAAUUCAUCAAAAGUCGCCGACAUUCGGGCAUGUAAGUAAAUACGAAAGUUACUUCAACAUGGCCCCGCCCACGACCAGUGUUGGCCAUCAUCCUCAUCAGCAGCAUCCGCACAUGACGCCGCAGGAGAAAUAUGUGCUUUACUUACAACAGCGCAUGAAGCACCAUAAACAGCAACAGCAACAGCAUCUGCAGCUGCAGCAGCAGAACUACGACUUUUCACAUCCGGUGGUGCCAGCACAAAGCAAUACACUGGCCGGCAGCCACCAUCCACAACAACACACCCAUCUGCAUCCCCAUCAGCCGACACGCCAGCAAUCACACCAUCACCCCCAGACCAAGACCCUUCAUCCGAACAAGUACGAUGCCCUGUACGUAAGACCGGAUGCGACUGCUGGCCAACAGGUGCUGCACAUCCCGCUGCGUGCCCUGAUGGCCCACGUGCAAGAGCAGUCGCUAUCCCAGUCCCAGUUGCAAUCGGAAUCGCAGGCACAGUCGCCGCGACACGAGUUCGCCAAGGAUGAGCCGCUCGGUUCCCCAGCACCGCCGCAGUUUAUUGAUUAUCUGAUAGAUGGACCAAGACAAUCGCUGGAUGAGGAGCAGCAGCAGCAGCAGCAUCAGCAGCAGCAGCACCACUCGCAGCAUGAACUUCCUUCGGCGCAUCAACCGCCGCAGCAUGCUUACAUCCUGGUGACCACAACCGCCCCACAUAUCGAGCACCAGCCGGCGCCACAGCUACAUCCAGAAAUUUCAACACCGCGCCCACCGAUUCUCUAUAACCAUCAGCCCACGCUUCGAUUGCAGCCAGUGCAUAAUUACAAGGCCACCAGGCGUCCCAUUUACGUGACCACGCCGUCGCCAGCAGGCCCUUCCAUCCCAAGUCACACGGUAGAGAUUACGCCGAAAUAUGUGUACGUUUCCGGAAAGCCGCCGAGUGCUCAAAGCCAAGAGUUACCGGUUAGGGAACCAUCUACGGUAACGCCUAUUAAACUAAAACCAGUUUUCAAAUACGUCCAUGAGCGCCCUCCAUUAAAGCCAGCAUAUAUCCCAGAAGAUGAGGAUCAGCUACCUGAUAUACGCACCUCAUCGCUGGCCGAAAUUCUUCAUAAGCUUCAGGCCAGCAAUCAUCUACCACAAACCUUAACACCCGACAAUAUCGACAACUCCAUCAAAACACUUAUUCGCAUUCUGCAAAACCUUAAGCAAACCCAAACCAUUGUGGCAAAUCCUCCGCAGCAUCACGAUGAGCACAAGCCCAGUUCCCAUGACUACGAUUAUAAUGAAGAGGAACACCACUCUUCAUCCACUGGAUCCGAGGAGGCUAAUGAGGCGGUUGCUAAGGCCAAGGGACCAAAUAAACAUCCCGGACCAAGUACUGGAAGACCUGGCGUUGAUUAUCCCAACUACGCGGAGAUCCCUCAGACCAGUUUCGAAUGCACCAAGCAACGUUACAAGGGAUUCUUCGGUGAUCCGGAGACAAAUUGCCAGGUUUGGCAUUAUUGCGAUCUCAAUGGAGGAAAGGCAUCGUUUCUGUGUCCUCAUGGCACCAUAUUUAGUCAGAUUGCUUUGACCUGCGACUGGUGGUUCAAUGUGAAAUGUUCUACGACUGCGCAACUUUAUGUGCUUAACGAGCGACUAUACAAGUACAUUCUGCCUUUUAAUCCCAAGUUUCCCGAGGACUACAAUGGGCCCAUUGUGGAUAAGUACCUGGCCAUGAAAUUCCAGGAAAUGGAGGAAAAGAUGCGUCAGGAGAAACAACGCAAGGCUACACAGCAGGCGGAGAAACCCAUAGAUCCUACAUCCACUCCUUCGCUGCCCAAAAAUCACAAGCCCGAACCAAAGCAUGGUAGUGGAAUUAAUGCCCAGGUUUAUGAGCAAAGCUCCGAGAGAAAUUUGCUUAUCGAUGAUGAAAUAGACGACAUAUCAGAGCGAGGAACCUACGACACAUACGAACAAUCAGCACCCACAACAAUAAUGGCACCCACGAGCACGCAGGACACCCAAUCCUAUGUCCUCAAACCUAUCGUAGUGUCCUCCACUCCACAACCACAGCCAGAGGUUGACUUCGAAGUGGAACCAACCGCUCCGGAAAGCAGUGAAGAGGAGGAUAAGCUGCAAAAUUUGAAGGACACAAAGGACGCUGAGAAAACAGGGCGGGAAACCACCAAAGUAAGCGUUGAAAAGCUGGAGGUGAUUGAGAUUAAAACGGAUGGAAAUACUGGACAACUGAUGCCCAUCAAGGAUACUAGCAAAUGAGCAUUCUUUGGAAAGGAUGAAGAGCUUGCCAUAUUUGUAAUGAGAAAUUCGUCUACGAGUUGGUUGUAUAAUCCCCUAAAUUAUUCUUAGCGAGCAAGUACUGUAAAUAGCUAGCUGUAAAUGCAACUGUAUACAUACCUAUAGCUAUAGUUAAAUAAAAUCUGACUAGUAUGUAAAUUAUAUAAUAGCACUUACCUCCUGGCCGUUUUGGAUGUUGAGAAGAGCUGAGUUCAAUGCAUUCAAAGAUGCCGGAAUUUCGGAGGCAUAGCGUUGAUUCUAAGGAAAGAAAAAUUAUUGUUAAUAGGGAUUAACAAAUUUAUAAAGUCGAUUUAUCCGUCCACUCUAAACAUGUUGUUCUAUAGGAAAAUAGAUU
Messenger RNA from Drosophila gunungcola (fruit fly), 4117 nucleotides. RefSeq names its product bromodomain-containing protein 4. Gene Ontology annotation, cellular component: extracellular region. Bases 298 to 3744 code for a protein of 1148 amino acids. The record is from RefSeq and is a predicted model, not a curated record. NCBI's taxonomy places the organism in Eukaryota, Metazoa, Arthropoda, Insecta, Diptera, Drosophilidae. The transcript has 9 exons. Gene Ontology annotation, molecular function: chitin binding.